This is a messenger RNA of Cotesia glomerata, 2484 nucleotides long. RefSeq names its product serine/threonine-protein kinase PAK 2 (gene Pak3). Gene Ontology annotation, biological process: regulation of axonogenesis; intracellular signal transduction; regulation of MAPK cascade. The record is from RefSeq and is a predicted model, not a curated record. Lineage: Eukaryota; Metazoa; Arthropoda; Insecta; Hymenoptera; Braconidae. Bases 643 to 2142 code for a protein of 499 amino acids. The transcript has 2 exons. Gene Ontology annotation, molecular function: ATP binding; protein serine/threonine kinase activity. Gene Ontology annotation, cellular component: cytoplasm.
AUCAAGAAUGUAAAAAAAAUAUUUUGAGAGACGUGAAUUGAUAUAAAAUUAAAGUAUUUUAAAAAAAGGUUCUCAUUUUUAGUAUUUGAUGUGCAAUAAAAUUGGUUGCGCCAUCUUGUGGAACUAAAGUUUUAGCAAAGCCAAUUUAUACGAUUUUUUUUACUGGCUAAUAAAUUCCAUAGUAAAAAAAAAAAACAAUUUUUUUUUAAAGUAAUAAAGUUUUUUUCUAGAGUUUGUGUAUACCAAACUAUAUAUACCAAUGGAAACGCAUGUUUAGCAUUUGAGUUUUCUACAUGUUUGAUUUGACACAGCAAUCCAUUGAUGUAUUUGGAGUAGCGAAGGACGAUGAACGACACCUUUCAAAUAACACAUGAACGUGAUAAGUGUUCUCUGCUGCUGUUAUCAGGAAUUGAAAAAAUUUUGCGGUUAAGAUAACGAGCCCAUAAUUAGAGUGUUCCGACCAAUAAUGAAUGUGAUAAGUAAUUUUAUAAUGUAUUUGUAAAUUAGUGAAGUGAAAAUAUUUUUAUUACCAGCGGUUUUUGAUGUAACAUUUUUCACGCCUAGCUGUCACUGUAAUAUUUAACAAACGAUAUUGUUUUACAGUAAAAGAUUAAUCAAACAACGACUAAUAGCAUCUAAAAAAUGAGUCUCAGUAUAUCGAAAUUUUUUUCGAAAAAGAAAACAACUACUGACAAUAGUGUCGCUGAAAUAGGUUUACCUACAAAUGUUUUUCAUCAAUUUCAUGUUAUUAAAAAUGAAGAAACGGGCCAACUCGAAGGAUUACCAGAUCCUUGGAUUCGUUUACUCAACACUCAAAUUUCAAAAUCAGAACAAGAUUCACACCCAGCAGCAGCUCUUCAAGCAAUUAAAUUUUACAAUUAUUCGAUAAAGAAAAAGCCUGUUGAAGAAGUUUUCAAGCCAUUUGUUACUGAAGAUUUAAUUGAAGAAGAAUCCCAAGAAAUUGAUCAAAUUUUGAUGAAAAAAUAUAAAUCAAAUCAUUCCCAAAGUUCUAAUUCUGCUAGCAUUGACAGUCAGGAGCAUACUGUGCCAGAGUUACCAAAAAAAAUUAGUAAACCUCCGAAGCCACUUCCGAGAAAACAUACCGAGCGUGUUGAUAAAACUUUGACAGAAAUUUUAGAAGAUCUCAAUGCUUAUCAAUUAGACGACAGUAGUUUGACGGAAGAUAAAGAAACAAUUGAAGAAGAAAGUCCUGUUCUUCGUAAAAAAAGUGACAGUUCAUUAGAACGUAUGACUGAUGAAGAGGUGUAUGAAGAAUUGAGAAAUAUUUGUCAGUGUGACGAUCCUAACAAACGCUUUGAAAAAACCAAAGAAGUUGGAGCCGGUGCAUCAGGAACUGUAUUUAUAGCUACUGAUUUAAUCUACAAUCAAAAAGUCGCGAUAAAGGACAUUGAUUUGUCUAAACAGCCAAAGAAAGAACUUAUUUUGACAGAAAUAAAAGUUCUUAAAGAAUUUCAACAUCCUAAUCUUGUUAACUUUUUAGAUGCUUAUAUAGUUGAUGAGCAUUUAUGGGUUGUUAUGGAAUUAUUACAAGGAGGACCUCUUACAGAUGUUGUUACUGAAACAGUUAUGAAGGAAGUACAAAUAGCCGCAGUUUGUCGGGAAGUUUUAAAAGCCAUAAGUUUCCUUCAUUCUAAGGGCAUUAUUCACCGAGAUAUUAAAUCUGACAAUGUUCUAUUGGGAAUGAAUGGCGCUGUUAAAGUUACUGACUUUGGUUUCUGUGCCAAUAUUGAUGGAGAUGAAAAACGACAAACUAUGGUAGGUACACCAUAUUGGAUGGCUCCAGAAGUAGUCACUAGAAAGCAAUACGGAAAAAAAGUAGACAUCUGGUCUCUGGGUAUCAUGGCCAUUGAAAUGAUUGAAGGUGAACCACCUUAUUUAAAAGAUACACCUUUGAGAGCAUUGUAUUUGAUCGCUGCUAUCGGGAAACCUUCCAUUCCUCGUUGGGACAGUCUUAGUCCAACAUUCCAAAAUUUUUUAGAAAAGUGCCUUACUGUUGAAGUUGAUGAAAGGGCUACAGCUGACGAAUUAUUAGCUCAUCCUUUUCUUGAAAAUUGCGCUGAACUUUCGUCACUUACUCCACUCAUUCGAGCAGCUCAGAAAAUUCUUCGCAAAGCAUUCUGAUAUAUAAUCAACAAUCUAAAAACAUUUUUUAAAAUUAUAUCAAUGUGUGAUAAAUUUUUACGUCUAAUUGGUAGUCAGGUUAUCUAAUUUCAUGCCAUCAUUUUUAUAUGUUGAUUGAGGUGCAAUUAAUAAUACCAUUAAAUACACUAAUUAUUAUAUGUAAAAAUUUUUUUUUUUUUUUUUUUUUUUUUUUUUUUUUCCCAAUGAUUGUUCUACUAAAAUAUAUAUGUAUAGACUUUUUUAAAUUUAAGAGUAAUUUAUAAUUGUAAAAAUGAAUUCCAUGUGAAAAUGAAGAGUGUACUCUUCAUUAGAUGUAUUAAAUAAGAGUAUUAAGUAAUUGAA